Messenger RNA from Aspergillus fumigatus Af293, 1314 nucleotides. Its product is annotated as TPR domain protein. Lineage: Eukaryota; Fungi; Ascomycota; Eurotiomycetes; Eurotiales; Aspergillaceae. The record is from RefSeq and is a predicted model, not a curated record. Gene Ontology annotation, molecular function: protein binding. The coding region runs from base 1 to 1314 and encodes 437 amino acids. The transcript is spliced from 2 exons.
AUGUUCGCAGCAGCAAACCAAGAAGAUAGUCUGAAAGACCUCAGCCGUGCAGCAGAGUCAUUCUGGGAGAGAGAACAUUUGGUGCAAGCCGAGGAAACCGCACGGCGUGCCCUGGACGGGCAAAAACAGCUUCUUGGGGAUGGCCAUCGCGAAACAUUGACCACAGCCACUACAUUGGCAGGGAUCCUAAAGCAGCAGGACCGCGACGAUGAAGCUGCAAUAUUUUACGAAAACAUCCUGCAAACAGCUGACGAGGUCCUCGGCGGCGAGGACCUUGUUACCUUGCGAGUCCUCAAUGACUUCGGGUUACUUUUACAGAAACAAAGGAAGUAUGACGCUGCGCGUCGGAUGCAUGAACAAGCCGUGAGGGCGUAUGUUGCGCAUUACGGCGAAGAACACAGUUCCAGCAUUAGCAGCAUGACGAAUCUGGCGCGAGUGAUGAAGGCUCAACGUGACUACGAGGAGGCAGAAGACCUAUUUCGACAUGGACUGGCGCUCCGCGAGGAGCUGCUGGGAGUCACGCAUCCGGAAACCAUGGAUAGUGCGGAAUCACUGGUCAGAGAGACCGCCGGUCGACAGCUGGCACUGAUGGGAGGAAAUAGUCCAGACCUGCUACAGUGUAUGAGCAGUUUUGCAAUACUCAUGCUGGACCAUGGUCGCACGGAUGCUACCGUCGAAAUCGCCAAGCGAGCAGUCGAGACUCGAAAACACUGGAAGGAUAAGCAUUCCCUAGAUACUGUAGAUCCCAACACGCUCACGUCAUUGAACAACCUGGCAGGCGUGCUACAGAGUUGCGGCCACCAUUACUCCGCCGAGGAAAUCCACCGAGAGGUCCUCGAGGGAUCACGUUUGGUCCUGGGACCCGAUCAUCCCAAUACCCUAUCAACGUGCAGUAAUUUGGCCCAGGUACUAGAGAAGCGCGGUGCAUUCGCCGAGGCAGAUGACCUGAAACGACAGGCGUAUCAGGGACGAGUCAGGGUACUAGGUCCUGAACAUUCCAGGACAAUCGCUAGCAUGGCGGACCUGGUGGAUGUGCUGGUAUGGCAGGAAAAGUGCGGUGAGGCAACAGAACUGAACAUUUCUCUGGUCGAUGUGAAGCGGAAGGUGUUGGGUGCCGAUGACCCCUCGACGCUGUGGAGUAUGUGUACUCUUGGAAUGCUUUAUGAACGCCAGGGAGACUUGCGGGCUGCGCGGGACACGUUCGACACUGCAUUUGCGGCGGCCAAGACGGUCUGCCCACCAGAUCACUCUGUCCGCAGGUCAUGCGAAGCCGGAUGGUACAGACUAAAAGACGUUGAAGACACUCGGGACUAG